Molecule: messenger RNA, 3893 nt
Organism: Xylaria bambusicola
Lineage: Eukaryota; Fungi; Ascomycota; Sordariomycetes; Xylariales; Xylariaceae
Product: type II inositol-1,4,5-trisphosphate 5-phosphatase
Exons: 1
Coding region: 402-3563 (1053 amino acids)
Biological process (GO): phosphatidylinositol dephosphorylation
Molecular function (GO): phosphatidylinositol-4,5-bisphosphate 5-phosphatase activity
Source: RefSeq, a predicted model, not a curated record
GACCUACCUAUCCACGGCAGCUUCGAUUCAAGGGGCUUUUGGCAAAACAUCCUCGCCUCAACCUAGGUUUACCACGAUCAUCCAGUCUUGCUGUCUUGCACGUUGUGUUGCUGUAUAUACGACUAUUGUGCCAUUAUCAUCCAUUCGAUUUGUCCGUCUCUCUGUUUCUGCUUCCCUCGUCACUUGGGUAUUUGGGUAGGUAUUCGGCACUGCCCCGCCAUCGUCAUCGACAUAACCACUCAUUUGCGACAGUCGUUAGAAUCGCCAUCAUUGUCGCCGCACUUAUUCAUUAUCGGCUUGAAUCAUUCAAUAUGCUGGCAGAAGUCCAUACUGGCACUUCGAAAGCUUUGACUUGAACUGAUUCCCUUCCUCCCAUAUCUCCUUUUGCCCUGUACAUCAUCAUGUCCGCUACCGAACCUGACCAACACUCCCAAUUGCCUUCGGCUGUCGAUCCCCACGACCUCUCCGAUCUGACCUCAACAACACAUUAUUCCCUCUCGCGCGCCGUCCAUGCUCGCAAGUCCGAAUACACAAGGCCGCAUAGGAUACGCAUCAAGAUAGGCACCUGGAACGUUGCUGGAUGCCCUGGCACCGACAAGGACCUCGCCAGCUGGUUUGUUGAUGGUGACGGCCUCGACCCCAAGCUCGACACCAGCUUGGGCAAGCUCAACCUGUCCGAGAACAGCAUCGAGACGAGCAGUGCAAAUACCCAUCACAAGGCGCCGAUAGAUUCAGAUCAACCAACGUCGACGUCCGACAAACAAACAGAGCCGCCCGGUGACACGGAACAACCUACCAUUCGAGCUGUGGGUGGCGAUAAAAUCAGUCUUUACGUUCUUGGGCUUCAAGAAAUCGUCAAUCUGAAUUCAGUCCAUCAGUCUCUAUAUGGAGACCCUGGUGCUGUCGCAAAAUGGCAGGACGCCCUUGAGGCUGCUCUCCCCAGUGGUUAUACACUUGUCGCAUCGCAGCAACUCGUCGGGCUUCUCUUGCUUAUAUAUGCAUCGCCCGAAGUGGCAGCCACUAUCUCUAAUGAAUCGACGGUUUCCACAGGCACUGGUCUCCUCGGCUAUAUGGGGAACAAGGGCGCCGUUACUUCUCGUCUCCUCUUAGGCGAGACCACUCGUCUAGUCUUCUCGAACUGCCACCUUGCAUCUGGCCAUGACCAAACUAGUCUCGACCGGCGAUGCUGGGAUUACAACAAGAUCAUUACACAUACUACCUUUGCCCCUAUUAGCCGCUCCGGAGUCAUGGAGGAAGAGAACGAGAAGAUAGGCGACGGAGAUUUUGCUUUCUUUUUUGGUGAUUUAAACUUUCGUAUGGAUGGUCUUCCUGGAACCGAUAUCCGACACCUUCUCACAUUACAUGCUCGUGGCGAAUACGAUAUUACUAAUACUAAUCGGCAACUUGGGGAAGAUGGCGUGUUUGUCCUACACGACAACGAUGAUCAGAAUUCGGAUGGCACUUCAACGCCGGGCAUGGUUUCGCGAGAAGCCUCAUUCGAUAGAAACGACAGCGAUGAAAGCAGUGAAGAGCUUCCUGACCCUGAUGAGUUCGUGCUAAACCCACACGACGAUCCGGCAUCCCUACAGGCAACUCUUGAUUCCCUCUUGCCGCACGAUCAGCUGCGACAAGUAAUGAAAAACAAAAAGGCAUUCCACGAGGGAUGGCGAGAAGGGCCCAUCACUUUCCUACCUACAUAUAAGUAUGAUGUUGGUACAGUUGGGCUCUUUGACACUUCGGAGAAGAAACGGGCACCGAGCUGGUGUGAUCGAAUACUCUUUCGAACCCGAAAAGACAGGGACAAGUACAUAAAGGAGCAUCAAGACGAGAUUGAUGCGAGAAAUAGAGACGAGGACAUGAAGAAACGUGGCAUCGACGAAGCUGCAGAUGACGAGAGCGUUUUAUUUGAUUACGAUCCCACUAACGAUACAGGUGGGGACAGCCAGGCACCAGGAGUUGCAGGGGACGUGGGUUAUGAUUAUGACGAAUAUGACGAGGACGAAGCAGAUAACUCAGAACAAGCUGUCGCACACGAUGGCUUCGUAGACGAGAUCAGCUUGGACUUAUACACUAGCCACCAACGAAUUAUGUCAUCAGACCACAAGCCAUUAGUAGGCAUUUUCACGUUGACGUAUGAAGCCGUAGUGCCGGAGCUCAAAGCCAAAGUUCACGCUGAAGUGGCAAAAGAGCUAGAUCGUGCUGAGAACGAAGGGAGGCCCGGAAUCACCAUCCUCGUUGAUGGCAGCGAAUCUGUUGCUGCGGACCGAGGCACUGCCUUAGACGGCAGUGAAGGCAUCGAUUUCGGAAGUGUGGCCUUUAUGCGGAGGGCGUCACGCUCAUUGACUAUCGCGAAUACCGGUCGCGUACAGGCCAAACUCAAUUUCGUAGAGAAGCCGAGCAUAGGGGAUGAUGAGAUGCCAAAGCCGAAAUGGCUGGAAUUCAAAUUCCGGCCCCCACAUAACGAAUUUACCGAGAGCACAGACUACUCGCCUCAGCACGAGGUCUCCUUGGAUCCCGGUGAAACUGUUAACGCAGUCAUCGAAGUGGAGGUUUCUGACCUGAAGCACUUGCAAGCAUUAAACGAGAAGCCUGCUGCGCAACUAGAAGAUGUCUUGGUGCUACGUGUCGCGGAAGGACGCGACCAUUUCAUUCCUAUACGAGCCUCGUGGCGACCCUCUUGCUUUGGCAGGUCUCUCGAAGAACUAAUUCGCAUUCCCAACGGCGGUAUCACAAAAUUUAUCGAACAGCAUCCCAAGACUGGUUCAAUACCGUACAGUCUUGACGUGCAGACCUCAUCACCUACGGAGUUGUUCAAACUCAUCGAGGCUAUCGAGUCUCUCACAGAACGCCUUAUUGCAGAUGAGAAUAUGGUAGAGGACCUCAACAUCCCCCGUGACAAAGCUGGCUGGCCAUUUGACAGGCGAACGCUCCAGACAAACAAAGAUGAGGACUACGCUACACUACGAGGGCAUAUCAUGGACACCUUAGAGAAUGGCGGGCUGAUCCUCGAAGCACUUACCGCAGAUGUCCCGGCAUUAAAGCGGCUGGAAAUCGUCAGCGAGUCUUUACUUCUUUUUCUAGAGAGUAUGACCGACGGCAUCGUCUCAGCGCCACUAUGGGCUCGCAUCGAGCAGAAUCUACCACAAAUAUCCAAUACAAAAACGCUCGACGAUGUCGAAGAUAUCAAGACUAAUAUCCUCGAUAUGCUUUCCACGGCGCCGUAUUAUAAUAUAUCAUUCGUUUUCCUAACGGCCAUGGUCGCGAAAGUAGGCAGCGAACUCCUGCCGUUGAAUAAAGGCGAGCGCGAGGUGAUUAAUACGCGAAAGGCGAGUGGAUCGAUGGGAAGACGGAGUCUGAGUUUUAGAAGGAAUGCCGGGGGAGGAGUCGAUGAAAGUGCCAUUCAGAAACGACUUGCGUGGGAACGCAGGGCUGCGGAGGUUUUUAGUACGGGGAUUUGUAGAACGGGGGCGCUGCAGGGGAAUGGGAAGGAGAAAGAGAGGAAGGUUGUGGACGAUAAGAUGAGGAGUGUUGUUGAGAUGUUCUUGCGGAGGGAUGGGGCGUGAUAUUAUUUUAUUUACUUACUUACUCAUUUUUAAGGACGGGAAAGAGAUGGUGUGAAGUGGGUGUGAGGGUUCAGUGUAUACCUAUGUAGAUGGAGAUAGAGUUGUAUUUAUUAAUUUUGUAUUAGUCUGUCUGUUGAUGAAUAGAAUACUUACUGGGACCGUUCGAGCGGUUUAUAUAUAUACCUAUUCCUAGUACUACUUACUUACCUCUUCGUCACACUUGUCUUCGCAUAGUUGCUGUCGUGGCGGCAUUGAGAUGCUGUUCCAUAUGGAUAUUGGAACGGGAGCUUUGGGUAUACCUAGCGUAUAGGAGAUUAAUUCAUUAGAAUU